Molecule: messenger RNA, 1537 nt
Organism: Callorhinchus milii (elephant shark)
Lineage: Eukaryota; Metazoa; Chordata; Chondrichthyes; Chimaeriformes; Callorhinchidae
Gene: mcts1
Product: MCTS1 re-initiation and release factor
Exons: 6
Coding region: 183-728 (181 amino acids)
Biological process (GO): formation of translation preinitiation complex
Molecular function (GO): RNA binding
Source: RefSeq, a predicted model, not a curated record
AGCGUUGCGUUUUGCUCCGGCGGUCGGGUCGGGUCGGUCGGGUCGGUCGGGCCUCGUGGAGAAGGCGCUGCUUUUUAACCCCGAAAAAGCUCAGGAGAGGGAGAGGCUGUGAAGGCGCAACGCCGCGGUCGGGGUGGGGGGGAUCUGACUGGACUGCAAACCGCCGAGCUCCGGGUCGCAGGAUGUUUAAAAAGUUUGACGAAAAGGAGAAUGUCUCGAACUGCAUUCAGUUGAAGACGUCUGUCAUUAAGGGCAUUAAGAAUCAGUUGGUGGAGCAGUUUCCCGUCAUCGAGCCGUGGCUGAACCAAAUUAUGCCAAAGAAGGACCCGGUAAAAAUCGUGAAAUGCCAUGAACAUGUAGAAAUUCUGACUGUUAAUGGAGAACUGCUGUUCUUCAGACAGAGGGAAGGACCUUUCUACCCCACGUUACGAUUGCUUCACAAAUAUCCAUUUAUCUUGCCACAUCAACAAGUUGACAAAGGGGCCAUCAAGUUUGUACUGAGUGGGGCUAAUAUCAUGUGCCCGGGUCUAACUUCUCCAGGAGCCAAACUUCAUCCAGCUGACACGAAUACCAUAGUUGCUAUAAUGGCAGAAGGCAAGCAGCAUGCAUUGUGUGUUGGAGUCAUGAAGAUGGCAGCUGAAAAAAUUGAACAAAUUAACAAAGGUAUUGGUAUUGAGAAUAUGCAUUAUUUAAACGAUGGUCUUUGGCACAUGAAGACAUACAAAUAACAAAGGAUGUCGUCGGCGAGAUAAUCUACUGUAUGGACAAAUAGACAAAACUUAUAGACAUCUGCAUUAUUGUUUUUUUUCAAAAAAAUGGUUUGAAAAAGUCAUUUCAUCACAAAGCCUUAUUUCCACUUAAAUGCUGGGUUUAGAUUACAGCACUGUCGCUGUUUGCAGCAGGGCUAAAAUAUAAACAAAGUUUUGGUGUUGCCUAUAGAGGCUGUUACUACAAGUUCCCAAGUAGGAUCAUCAUCCCAACUGCUCCUACACCAGACUGCCAUGUUUAUCUAGACUUGGUGGGUGAGGACUGUUAACCUGUCCUGACAUGCUAGCAAUGUGAUUUUGGCAUUAUCGGCUUGUAGGUACAGAGCUUCUCCAGCUCAUAGUUAACGAGGAAGUCAAGUAAUUACCGUUGCAUGCAGUGACUUUUUGUAGGCAAAUGAGGCAGCCAUUUUGCACACAGUAAAUUCCCACACCAACCAUAUGAUGAAUAACCAAUUUAUUUGGAGGAGCUUGAACCCUAAAAUAAGCACACAAGUUUUUUCUGGUUUGGGCUGAUCAGUCUCUUCCAGUUUAAAUAUCAUUUUCUGAACUUUGAAACUGGUUUUGGAAAAGACCUCAUAGCAACACAAAGGCGCACAGAAACAGUAUCGCUAGUGCCCAGGUUGUAUUUUGGAAACAAUUUGACUCAUUAAACUGUGUUCUGGGAAAAUGCUAAAAUGCAGGUGUUUUUAGCACUAUAAUUGUUUUUUACAAUUGUUGUAUUGGUGAAACAUCUGAUGCCUGAAUGUUCAUUAAAUUAAUACUGGAGUAUA